Molecule: messenger RNA, 1422 nt
Organism: Symbiodinium natans
Lineage: Eukaryota; Dinophyceae; Suessiales; Symbiodiniaceae
Source: the annotation of a GenBank genome assembly
AUGCGCACGAAGCUGGCGCCCAUGUGGAAGUACUGCUUCGUCCAGUGGCACAUCUACGACGCCGGGGUCGAGGCCACGGAGAAGGGCGUGCCGGUGGCGGUGAUGCUGCGAGACCCAGACCUUCGUGCAGAUGUGGAGACUCUGCGGGUGCUUUGCGACAGUGGCGACCUGGAUAGUGCAUCGACCUCGGAAGAAUGGAUGUGGAAGCUACUGGACCCCCUCCCUGAGCAAGGCACGCUGCCGAGCGAUGAAGUGGCAAAGCUGGUUCAGGACGGCAAAGAGGAGCGUCAUCUUGGGGUCGUUGCUUUCAACGAGGAGCGCUACGACAAGGCACUCUGGCAUUUCUGGCAGGGCCAGAAACUGAUAGCCGCCGCCCCAACCGGUGGCCCUGUCGCAAAGCUUCGCGGGGAGCUGCUCAAGAACCGGUCGGCAGCGGCACUGAAGCUUGGCCUCCCCCGCGGUGCGCUGAGCGCGGCCAACGCAGCGCUGGGCAUCAACCAGGGCGACGAGAAGGCCUGGUUCCGGAAGUCCUGCGCCUUACAGGCCUUGAAUCGCCAGGGAGAGGCCAACCAGGCUUUGGCACGAGCAGGGCUCUCACCGCCUCCGGCCAAGACCGCGGUGAAGAGGACCACGAAGACACCUGCCCUGGCAGACAAGAAGACGACGAAGGUUAAGGAGCUGGAUCCUGCUCUGUCGAGCCUCUUUGAGGACCUGGUCUUCAUCGAGAUCGGUGUGGAUUCUGUGCUGGCGGUCGAUCUCGUGCGACAUCUGCAAGCGGAGCUCCCCGACACCCCUCUCUCGCUGAGCUUGAUCUAUGACUACCCGACCGUGCGGGAGACCAUCAACGUGCUGAUGGGCAAGAUCAACGCAAAGAAGGGCGACUACCUCCGCCGACGCAUGGCCAGCACCGUGUGGAGGGCCCUGUGCGAUGCCCUGGGCAAGGAUCCGCUGAAGCAGCAGCGGCUAAAGCGGUCUCGUCAGCUCUACACGGAGAUCCAGGCGAUGGACAUCCUGAGCGACCUGCAAAAGGCCUACGAGUCACCAGGCUUCGUCAAAGCCGCCUCGGAGAUCGCCAAGCAGUCGGCCUACGACCAGCGGUCCUUCCUCAUGAACCUGAGGUCGAAGGCGAUGGAAGUGCAGCGGCCCAUCCUCAGGCGCCUGGGCCUGGCAACGGACGCGCAGGGCCUCAGAGACCUGGAAGCCGCCUUAGUCAACACGGCGCGGCAGGCGCCGUCAGUGCAGGAGAAGUUGCGGAUGGUCCGGAUGGCCCAGCAGGGUGGGGAGAAUGGAAUGUGGACCAUCAACGUGGAGCAGAACCCCUGGUGGUCCGACAGCAACUCCAUGCAACUGCGUGCUGUCUUCACCAAGUCCGAUCCAUUUGGCGCAGCUCACAUCAACACCAACGCCGUGCCUGUCAAGUGA